CAACAUGCUUAUAGAGAGAGAGUGAAAGCUCCGCGUUUUUUCUUUUCUUUUCUUUCUUUAAUGUGAUUUGUUGAACAACACUCGCGGGGAGUUUUCUUGCCCCAGCAGAAGGAAAUGUUAUUACACAUGAACCUUUCAGCAAGCCAGGCAGAAGGACAUGCGUGUGGAUUAGAUGCCAGGAGUUUGGCUGCCAGAGAAAGACGUUAUUGUUGUGACUUUCUCCUCCGCCCCUCGCUCACACCCACCCCUCUCCGAGAGAAUCUCUGAGGAACGGAACCGGAGAAAACACACACGGCUUGCAGGAGGGUCAUUUGCAUCCAACCGGACUGCAGUGAGGAGGGAGAGGAAGAGGGGGAGGAAGAGUCCUGGAAGUUAAAACACACACAGGCAGGAGGAAGGUCAGGUGGAAACAGGUGACUGUCUAGACCAUGAAGGGGCUUGCCAGACUGAUUUUCCCACUCAUUCUUGUGCUGAUUUGUGAGGUGAAUGGACAGAGGCGCAAGCCUGGAAGAAAGCGUGCUACUCCUCCACCCUCUGAACCAGUUGAACCUACAGAAUUGCCUCCGCCUCUGCCACCUGGACCUCCCUCAGUUUUCCCAGACUGCCCUAGAGAAUGUUUCUGCCCUCCAGAUUUCCCUUCAGCCAUUUACUGUGAUAGCCGCAACCUGAGAAAAGUGCCCAUUUUCCCACCCAGGGCCCAUUAUAUCUACCUGCAGAAUAACUUCAUUGAUGAGCUUCCUGAGGAGUCCUUCAAGAAUGCCACAGAGCUGAGGUGGAUUAAUCUGGAUAACAACCGCAUCACGAAGGUGAACAAGAAGGUGCUGGAUAGGUUAGAAAGCCUUAUGUUCCUGUACAUGGAGAAGAAUCAUCUUAGGGAAGUACCCCACAAUUUGCCUCACAAUCUGGAACAACUUCGGCUGAGCAGGAACCGGAUCUCUAAGAUCCCUGCUGGUGUAUUCAACAACCUGAAUCACCUCAUCCUCUUAGACCUUCAUCACAAUGAGCUGAAUGAUGGAAACUUCAACAAAAAUACUUUCAAGGGGCUCAAGAACCUCAUGCAGCUCAACUUAGCUCACAACAGGCUACACAAGAUGCCACCUUCGGUUCCCAAUGCAAUCCACCAGCUCUUCCUAGACGAGAAUCAAAUCGAAGACAUCCCCAACAACUACUUCAAAGAUUUCCCUAACUUGGCUUUCAUUAGGCUUAACUACAAUAAGCUCUCCGACAAAGGACUGCCCAAGAAUUCCUUCAACCUCACUAACUUGCUGGUGUUGCACUUGGCAUACAACAACCUCACCAACAUCCCCUACAUCAACUCCAAGCUGGAGCACCUCUACUUGAAUAACAAUUCCAUUGAAAAAAUCAACGGGACCCAGAUUUGCCCCAAUUCUAUGGUCGCUUUCCACGAUCCGUCCUCAGAUUUCGAAAACGUGCCCCGUCUUCGCUAUCUGCGCCUGGAUGGCAACCAUCUGAAGCCACCGAUCCCCUUGGACCUGAUGAUGUGCUUCCGACUCUUGCAAUCUGUCGUGUUCUAAGCCUCGCAGCAAUCGCCACUCCUCUGGGACUUUGGCUUUGCACAGUGACUUGAUUUCAGUCUAUGUUAGACAUGGGGAAUAUAUGUUAUCAUCCCUACCCUGA
Podarcis raffonei (Aeolian wall lizard) is the source of this 1638-nucleotide messenger RNA. RefSeq names its product proline and arginine rich end leucine rich repeat protein (gene PRELP). The coding region runs from base 429 to 1535 and encodes 368 amino acids. The transcript has 3 exons. Lineage: Eukaryota; Metazoa; Chordata; Lepidosauria; Squamata; Lacertidae. Gene Ontology annotation, molecular function: heparin binding; protein binding. The record is from RefSeq and is a predicted model, not a curated record. Gene Ontology annotation, cellular component: extracellular exosome.